Messenger RNA from Fomitiporia mediterranea MF3/22, 1848 nucleotides. RefSeq lists its product as uncharacterized. The record is from RefSeq and is a predicted model, not a curated record. The transcript is spliced from 10 exons. The coding region runs from base 26 to 1702 and encodes 558 amino acids. Lineage: Eukaryota; Fungi; Basidiomycota; Agaricomycetes; Hymenochaetales; Hymenochaetaceae. Gene Ontology annotation, cellular component: endoplasmic reticulum; membrane. Gene Ontology annotation, molecular function: long-chain fatty acid-CoA ligase activity.
GCGGACUCAACUUGUCCCCAACAAAAUGCCUGACCUGUUUACGACAGACAACCUCACCGUCGCACUCGGCCUCGUUGCGGCAGGCGCCUUUCUGCUGCACUCCUUCCUUACCCCGCAGUCUCUUGUGCAUCCUAUUCUACUCGGACGACAGAGCGACGUGGACCGCGUGAGGCAGAAGGGCGAGAGUGCUGUCUACAGGAACUAUGGCACCGGACUCAUGAGUUCGCUUCCUGCUAGACCAGCUGGAGCAAUUGCAACAGUCCUGGACUUCAUCAAAUCAGACUUCACCGGAAGUCGGUCACUUUGGUCAACAAACAUUACGAACGAAAAGCUCAAGGCACGCAUCACAGCUCUGGGUGCUGGUCUUGUCCGUAUUGUUGGACUCCAGCCCAAGGAAUCAAAUGUUUUGCUACUUUUGAACGACAGUCUUGACUUUCUCGUUGCGGAUCUCGCUCUUGCAUCGCAGUCAAUCCCGUCACUCACGAUUUCUUCUCUGACUCUCCUCUCUGCCGUUCUUGACGCACAGCCUCCCAGUGCAAUAAUUCUUCAUGUACACUCUUUCAGUCAUCUCCUUGAACAGAUUGCCGAGAAUCGAGAGUACGCGCAUCAUACGUUCAUCCUCGUUGGUGAAGGGGACCUUCCGGACGUCGUCGAGAAGCUUCAUGUAAAGAUCUUCUGGCUCGCCGACUUGGAAAAGAAGGGAGCGAAUGAGGCACCUGUCGAGUCACCGCAAAUCCAACCCCAGGAUAUCUACUCCGUAUCAUUUUAUCCCGGACCCAACCAUGAAUUAAAAGCAACUCGGUUGACUCACCAGAACAUGACUGCGGGUGUCACAGCUACUCGCGCUUUAUUCCCACUCAGUGGAGCGAUAUCCGAGUCUGACUCCAUAGCCUCCUCUCACUCACUGUCAACUCCCUUUGGACGAGCCGUCGCGUACACGGCAUUGUAUGAGAAUGCUCACUUCAGCACAAUCGAUACUAGUACUGUGUUCUCCAGAAGUGGCACAUCCACUCAGGAAACCGAGGCCUUGAAACAGCUUAUCAAAAUGUCCCCGGCUCUAACAAUCACUUUCCUAACGCCACCUCAGCUCAACACUAUCGUCUCGUCUAUCCUGUCGCUUGCAGAAAAGUCUCUCUUCUUUUCUGUGGCAUGGCGACACAAGCUCUCCCAUCUGCAACACGGUUUCCUCAGUAAAGAAAACAUGUGGGACAAUUCCUUCUUCGUCGGACCACGUAAGGCUAUUUUGAAAGGCAUGGCCAAUAGCCUUCGCGCCGUCGUUAUUAGUGGUGACGUGGUCAAUGCGAAAUCUCUCACGCCCGCUCGCCUUGUGCUCUCCGUCCCUGUUGUGAACACUCACCAGCACCCGCUUGUGGCAGGACCUGUGUUCUUCUCGCAUCCACUUGACUUCCAGGAUUUCCCGGCAAAAUCGGUAACUGGCAACCCGGAGUUUGCGGGCAUUGCCCAUGUUGGUCCGCCGUCGAUCAACGUCGAGGCAAAGCUUGCGGGCGUAGACGAUGCGGCGAUCGAAAGCGGAGUGGAUCCCAUUGGCGAGAUCGUCGUCCGUGGGCCGUCCGUAACCCUCCCCCUCGAAGAGGACAGGGAGAUCGCUCCUCGUAGUUGGGUGCCGCUCGGAGAGAAAGGGAUGGCUCAGUCGAACGGAAGUUUUAAGGUCAUUCCGGCGCGCAAACAUCGUGUCUUGUGAACGUGUGACGAGGAGUACACGAAUGUCUAUUCAGUUGAAAGAGUUAACCUAUCUUGCUAUGUCUGCUUAUCAAAAUAGUUUGCUGUCUGUUCUGUUCGUUUGUACAUCAUUAAACUCUGCAUGCAAUAUGAGGAUGGAAUUUUGCC